UAUUCUGAAAGUAAUGAAGAUCUAAAUGAACACAUGUUAAAGCUGCAGCAAAAAGCGGAGGAUUGUCCAAAUUUUUGGGCAAGAUUUGAAAUUUAUUUUUCUAGAGGACAAGAGUGGUUGUAUCUUCACAGGAAACAUUUGGUCAUAAGAGGGAAUAACACAAACAAUUACGCAGAAGUAACCAUCAGAAUACUUAAGGACAUUAUUCUUCAUCGUACAAAAGGUUACAAUUGUGUGGCAUUAGUUGAUUUCAUUGCUUUUGUUUGGGAGGAGUAUUUUAAAUGCAAGCUAUUAGAUUUUGCCCGUGGAAGAAGAAACGAAAUAAAAAAUAAUUACUUAAAGCUAUGUUCAAAAGUAAAUGAUUUUAAACCGGGAGAUAUUGUAACUUUGGGAGAUGGAUUGUAUCAAAUUAGCAUAAAUGGGUCAUUUUGUAAGCACCAAGCUUACCUACAUAAACAUUUAAAUAUUCCAUUUUUGAAUGCCCCUGCUAUUAAUUUUCAAGAAAGAGCAUCACUUCGGUGGCUAGCUCUUGGCGAAAAAUGCCCCGAAUCCAAAUGGUUUUUGGCCCUAAGUGGGUUUUCAGAAAAUGCAGAUAAUAUACAAGAUUGUGGUUAUCAAGAAAACCAUCUGGAAACUAGAAUCGAUGCACCAUCUUCAUUAUUUGAUGAGACAAUAAUGGAGAUUGAUGACACGUUGGAAGAUGACAACAAAAAGGAAGAUGUAAUUGAAGAAAUUAAAGAAGAAUGUAAAAAAUUUGAUAAAAUGCUUAAGGAAAUACCUUUAAAAGAAUUAGAAAGACUUGCAAACAAACUAAAAAGAAUACAAACUGCGCCGCAGCUAUAUUCUUUCAUAGACAGUAAAGUUUCUAGGGUCAAAUGCAACUCAAAAAUAAAAGUCCAGCCAACAACUGCUUCUCGAAGACGGCCUGGAGCCACUCGUGGAAGUUCAAUAAUCCCUUCAGGAAGACUACCUUGUGGCAAACGUAGUAGCCAGUGCUGUCAAAGGUAGUGGUAAAAGUAGUGGAAAACGAAAACAUAACAUAAGUUU
Messenger RNA from Anthonomus grandis grandis, 1047 nucleotides. RefSeq lists its product as uncharacterized. Lineage: Eukaryota; Metazoa; Arthropoda; Insecta; Coleoptera; Curculionidae. The record is from RefSeq and is a predicted model, not a curated record. The transcript is spliced from 2 exons. Bases 34 to 1008 code for a protein of 324 amino acids.